Messenger RNA from Platichthys flesus (European flounder), 2538 nucleotides. RefSeq names its product ring finger protein 14 (gene rnf14). The transcript has 9 exons. Gene Ontology annotation, cellular component: cytoplasm; ubiquitin ligase complex. Gene Ontology annotation, biological process: protein polyubiquitination; ubiquitin-dependent protein catabolic process; positive regulation of proteasomal ubiquitin-dependent protein catabolic process. The coding region runs from base 112 to 1563 and encodes 483 amino acids. Gene Ontology annotation, molecular function: ubiquitin protein ligase activity; ubiquitin conjugating enzyme binding; zinc ion binding. The record is from RefSeq and is a predicted model, not a curated record. Lineage: Eukaryota; Metazoa; Chordata; Actinopteri; Pleuronectiformes; Pleuronectidae.
GUCCUGUUUGCCUUCCCGUACUCCUGGACUGUAGUCUGCGGUGUGUAGAGGAUCCAGUCCGCAGGCUGCAGCUGUCAGUGCUGGUACUUGUGUCUCUGAGAAGGAAUGUAAAUGUCUGAGGACAAGGAAGCCCAGGAGGAUGAGCUGCUUGCUUUAGCAAGUAUUUAUGAUGAGGACGAGUUCCGCCGAGCCGAGUCGGCUCAGGGGGGAGAGAUUCAGCUCUGUUUGGAGCUUCCUCCUGAUUUCAAAAUUGUUGUUAAAGGAGAGAAUAAAUCAGAAUACAAUGUGUGCUUCUUGCCUCCUCUGGUCCUCAACUUCGAGCUUCCUGCAGAAUAUCCUUCCACGUUAUCACCAAUCUUUACUCUCAGCUCCAAAUGGAUAACCAGAGCACAGAUGAGUUCUCUGUGCAGACGUCUGGAUGAGCUGUGGGAGGAGAACCAGGGCUGCGUGAUCCUGUUCACAUGGAUCCAGCUCCUCAAAGAGGAGGCUGUGGACUUUCUUGGCAUCCAGUCUCCCCUUGAAGUCACCAGAGGAGGAAGUAAGGCAGGUGGGGAGCGCAGGAAAACCGACCCAGCAGCUACAGCUCUGACGCAGCCUGGGAGUCUUUCUGAAAACGCUGAGGGGAGGAAAAGAGAAGUGAAGAAGGGAAAGUCUGAAAUGCAGUUGGCAGCGUCUUCUCAACUGGACCCGCGCACCGUCCUGUUGAGGGACCCACAUUCUGACCUCCUACCUCAGCUCCUGGACUUUGAUGAGGCGCAGCGCCAGAAGGUGUUCGACAGCAAAGGGUUCUGCUGUGGGAUCUGCUUCUUAGAGAAGCUGGGCUCCAUGUGCCUCUGCUUUAAGGAGUGCCAGCAUGUCUACUGCAAGGCCUGCAUGACCGAAUACUUCCAGAUCCAAAUACGGGACGGCAACGUUCAGUGCCUUAAUUGCCCUGAGACAAAAUGUACCUCCUUAGCCACACCAUCGCAGGUGAAGCAGCUGGUGGAUGAAGAGCUGUUUGCCCGUUAUGACCGCUUGCUGCUUCAGUCGUCUCUGGACCUCAUGGCCGACGUGGUGUACUGUCCCCGUCAGUCCUGCGGCACCGCCGUCAUGGUGGAGCCAGACACGACCAUGGGCAUUUGCACUGCCUGCCAGUAUGCUUUCUGUACGCUGUGCAAGCUCGGAUAUCACGGCGUCUCCAACUGUAAAAUCCCUGCAGAUGAGCUGCGUAAUCUCAGAGACGAAUACCUGUCAGCCACGUCUCAGGGGAAAAAGUUCUUGGAGCAGCGCUUUGGGAAGAGGGUGAUCCAGAAAGCGGUGGAAGAAUCCUUUAGCAGAGACUGGCUCAAUGAGAACUGCAAAUCCUGUCCACGCUGUGGAACCAAUAUCCAGAAAGUGGACGGCUGCAACAAGAUGACCUGUACCUCGUGUAAACAAUACUUCUGUUGGCUGUGCCUGGGCGUCCUAAGCCGAGUCAACCCAUACAGCCACUUUAACAACCCACAUUCACCCUGUUAUAACCAACUCUUCCAAGGUGUGGACCUGGACGACGAAGAUGCCUUGUGGAGCGAUGAGGAGGACUGAGCUCAGUGCGGUGCCUUCCGAGCCGUUCGCUCCUUCUGAAUGCACUUUAGCUCAUGAUACCAUCUCUUCACCUCCUCUAUGUCUGGAUAAGAACAACCGUUUACCGAGAUAUGAAGUUCGAACAUGACGUGGCCUCUUGCGUAUUAAAACAUUCAAUGCCUGGGUGACUUUUCUUCAUAUUCAUGUAAAAAAAAAAAAAAAAAAUCCCUCUUCAGGUUAUUACCCUUAAUGAUUUUGCCACUAAGCCACACUUUUAAACCAGAGGUUUGUUUUUAUUGUUUUAAUUUUAGUUUUGUAUUUUUUUCUUUUUUUGCCAAGGUCCAUAGUGGGGGAACUCUAACGCAGACAUGACGGGUCAUCUUUUGUUUGGAUGCAGUUUUUGGAGAGACUAUAUGCGCGGAUUUCAUUCAUUAUUUUCAUUUGUCCUUACAGAUUGUCAUAACGGAGGAUAUUCAUGACAGGACGUCCUCUGAUUGGGCUACUGGGGUUGCGAUUAUGGGUGUGUGUUUGCCUGUUAGAAAAGCAAAUCUCUCGUUAAACAGCCAGGGUAUUGAAAUUAUGGUUAUAACUACAUUUAUUCACACUUUGUACAACUGACAUUUUAAUGUUGCCAAAUGUUAGUGUCAGACGGAGGCCAUGCUCUGUUGGUUAUGUCUAAAUACAAAAACGAUUUUGUAUGUUAAUUUAUGAAUUUUUUCUUUUUCAAAUCAGAUUACAUUGAGGACUCUGAUGCAAGCAGCUUUUGUCUCAGUUUGAACUUGCAUCAGAUCGUAUUUUCAUUAUUCAAUGCUUCAAAAUUUAAAGUUGGUCGGAUCUGUUGAAAAGACGAUCCUCCGUUCAGAAUAGCACAGAUUCAACUUUCCCGUCAACGCAGACCCACUUUCACUUCAUGCCUCACGUUUGAAUAAAGGAUUUACAGAAUCCUGCUGCAAGGCAUUGAACAUUCUGUUCCUCAAAAUAAAUGUUACCACGGAA